Peniophora sp. CBMAI 1063 is the source of this 1776-nucleotide messenger RNA. NCBI's taxonomy places the organism in Eukaryota, Fungi, Basidiomycota, Agaricomycetes, Russulales, Peniophoraceae. The record is from the annotation of a GenBank genome assembly.
AUGACUAUGAGUACGACUCAGACGGUGGCGCCGCCUCCAGUGAAUAUCACGUCGCGCAGUUCCAAGGACGCUGCGCCACGCCUAUCUGCGCCUGCCGCAACGGCGCCCCCUCACGUUUCGAGCAAGGAGGCAGCCGCACUGGCGGACGUUCGCCGCUCACGCCAUUCGAUGCCUCACUCUGGCUCAUCGCCGACUACGCAUAAUACGCAUAAUAAUAAUAACGACAAGAAGAUCACGAGGCGGUCGAGCAAGCCGAUCUUUGACUGGUUCCAGCGCAAACUUGCAGGCACUGUUCGGGCGAGGCGCGCGAGCGAAGGCGCCCGUGGACAGGCGGCGCGUGCCCAUGCCCGGGAGAACAACAACAAGAAGCGCCCGCCGUUGCCGGAUUAUAAUCUCACUCGGACGAUGAGCACGCCGAGCCGUUCAGGGCGCGAGAAGAGGGUCAGCCAAGCCGCGGUCUCGCUCGACGACGACGCACGUGAGCGCUCGACCUACCGCUCCUCCAGCGCCGCGCGGGAGUCGCUCUGGAGCCCGGCAUCGGCCGCAGAGGCUGACGAGGAUGCCAGUGUACGGCCGUUGCCGCCCAGCUCGCCGCCGAGCCCUGCGCCUUCCCGCUCCUCGUCCUCCUAUCUCUCCGGCCCGGCCACCUUCCGGUCCCUCGCGGCUAGCACGAAGCCUACCACGCUGCUCUCUGUCGAUCUGCACGGCGGGAUGGCACAUAUCGCCCAGGCGCCGCCCACGCCGACCGUACGUGCACCGGCCCAUCUUCGCGGUCUUUCUACGGCGACUGGCGUUUCAUUCGCCGCUUCGCUCGCGCCGGACGCCUCAGAUGGCACAGUGCAGGCGCCCCAGCUCACGCAUCAUCAUCCAAGGAAUAACCCGCGUCCCUCGAGCCCGCCUCCGGACAACGCCAGCGUGUUGACCCUCGCAAGUAGCGCAUUUGGUGUACCCGGUGCUCGUCCCGGCAUCGUCCAGAGCGCCGAUGCCUUGUCCAUCUCUGGAUUGUCUCAUAGCCAUGCCCGCCUUGAUGAUCGUGCGAGCGACGUCUGGUACGGUCCCGGCGCCGGGGACGCGAGUGUGCGCGCCCUCAGACCUCGCAGUAGCAGGCGCGGAAGCUGGGAGAGCGAGAUGAGUGGAUGGAGUGCCAGAAUGACUGGUGGCGGAAGUAUGGUUGCGCUUGGCCCCGGUACGCCGAGCGUGUUGCGCGACCGCAGCGUAUGGUCGAGCUUCCGCCCGGGAUACGAUGACGAAGAUGACGAGGAGAGGGAGGGGAGCGUCGAUGAAGAUGCUGGGGAGAGUGUGGAAGUUCUCGAGGGACCGGGUUUGCAGAUGAAGGUGCAGCCACCGACCCCCGCUGCGAAUGAGGAGCAUAAGGACGAACACUCGCUCGAACAUGAGACACCCAGGCACGAGCCCGCCGAACUGAGGGACGAGAAGCCACCGCCGCUGCCAACUCACGACAGUCAGGACUCAACAAGAACGGCCGAGCCAGUCGUCAUUGCAAAGACCGAUUCAGUGCCGGAAGUAGAGCGUGAGACAGAGAAUGUCGAGGCGAAAGAUGCGCGCGAUGAGCAGUCGGAUGAGGAGCACCCUGGCGACAAGACCCUCCGCCAAUCCCCUUCGUCUGAGCCGGCCCAACCACCGUCGGGCGACUAUUUUGCUUCUCGAUCAAAGCCGAGCCCCGCGUUCGUUACCGCCCAGUCGGAUGUAGGGACGGAGAACUUUGUCAGCGCGCCGACUACACCGCUUCCAUUGAGCCCGCCUGUCGCUGGAUGA